UAGUUCAACUCAACCAAGUUUCAGUAGUUUACUAUGGAGUAUUAAGAUGUGAUAUAGAGUACUUUCAUAAUUUUUAAUAGACUUUGGAGAAGAAAAUUUAUGGGAUUUAGUUGCCGGUUUAUUUUAUUGGAUAUGGUGUCGGAACUCAGCUCAUUGGGUAUUUUUGACGACUAAUAUCAAUAAGGCGAUCAAGCCAUAUAGAAAAAGGCUAUAUGUUUUGAAGAUCAUGCUUAUUACCAACUGUAAAAUAGUUUAAAUUUUAAAACCAAUUGAGAAUACCUUUUUUCACUGAAGUCUUUUAAGUGUUAAUAAUUCUGACCUGUUUUAAGUGAUGCCUUCCUUUUUUUCUUAUUUUUAAAAGGAAUUUGCUUGAUAAUUAUCUUCUAGGCAAUUCUAGGAGUACAAUUUCCCGAAUUACUUAAAAAUUAAAAAACAAAAAAAAAAAAAAAAAAAAACCUUAGUAGCUCCAGGUGUAGAAGUUACGCCAGAUCCAAUGUUAAUGGCGUUGCAACAGAGAUGAUUUAGCAGUGAAUAGUAGGGAACACAGUAAGCAUCAUAGCGUUUGUGGUGAAUAAGGUGCUCAAGUGAGGGUAGGAUUUAACAGGAAGUACAUAUCUUUGAAUUUUACUCCGUACCUUACUACCUUGAUGAAACUUGUGAGAUACAAUAUUUAUUGUCAGUUAUGUCUAAUAACCAGUAGCAAUUUUUUUUAUAUUUUUUUUAAAAAAAAUUAAUGCGUCUGCUUUUAGGUAUAUUUUAGUAGCUAUCUAAACAUAGAACUAAAAUAUUCCCAGUUGGAUAAUUUGGAAUACCAACUUGUUUUUAUAAUGAAUUACAAGUACUAAAAUGGGAGAACACAUGGUUUUAGCAGCCAGUAGUAUAUUAGCAAAAAUACAGAGUCAAAGUUUUGUACUUGGUGUACUGAACAUUUAAGUUCAUUAAAUGCACUUUGAAUCUAAACAAUGCUUCUCCCCAAAGAAGAAAUUGAUUAAAUAUCUGCCAUGGAGAAAGCCUCCAAAAUCCUUGCAUCACCUAAUACCAAAGCUUUUGUUUUAUCUCUAAGUUCUUUUAUGGAGAGGGUUCAAAGAUCCUAGACUCAUAUAUGUUGUUCGAAACCUUCUUUCUUGAGGUUUUACCGAAACUCUUCCUCCUUUCUCCUUAAUCUCUCCAUAACUCUCAAAGAUGAAGCUGUCUUUUCCAUCCUGCUGCUUCUACAUUCUCAUCAUCUUCCCCUUAAUCCGACCUCUGAAGUUCAUUGAUGCCAAUGGAGUUAAAUAUGAAGAAUGUAAAAGGACUAUUGAAUGUGGAAAUAUCAGCCUAGGCUACCCUUUCUAUGAUGAUCAAUAUCGCCCUGCAUAUUGUGGUCAUCCUGGCUUUAAGGUCAGUUGCAGUGAUGAAAACAAUAUGCCAGAAAUCUCAUUGAAAACAUCCUCACCUGAGAAAUAUUACCUUUUACAUGUUAGUCUAGAUUCACAUACUAUCUCUGUUGCUCGAGAAGACUACUGGGAUGGUGUCUGUCCACCAAACUUGUCUGAUACUAGCUUAAACUACAGCCUUUUCAGUUACACAACUGCAAACGAAAAUGUUACCCUUUUUUAUGAGUGUUCUAAUGAAUAUCCAGCUUCAAGAAAUCAGUUUUCUUGUACUAACACAAACAAUGGUAUGGGUUACUUUAUGACUGAAGUAUUGGAGUCCUACCUUGGUCAUAUCCCACCGGGUUUAUGCAGAAGUAAUGUAUCUGUCCCAGUUUACAGAUCUGUUGCUGCAAAUAUAACCGAUAUGUCAAGCUUACAUGCAGCUCUACAGAGUGGUUUUGAGUUAGAGUGGAUUGCAAACGAUGACUUAUGUGAUGAUUGUCGUGGAUCAAGUGGGGAGUGUGGGUAUAAUACUAAUCUGAGUAGAUUCACUUGCUAUUGCGCUGAUGAUGUUCAUAAUUUCAGAUGUGAUGGUAUGAGCACUUACAUAUUUUUAAUUUUUAUCUUUAUUUUUUAUGAUCUUUAUAUUAGGUUGCUUAAGGUAUUUGUUACUACCUUCUUGAGAUGUGAUGUUUAGCAUGUUUUGCUGUGUGUAUGCGCGUGCGUGUGUUUGUGUAGGGUGGGGAAGUAUUGGAAUUGAAUUAGUAUGGAAUUGCAUUGUUUCCUGGUAAAUAAACCAGCCACUGUCUUAGUUCUAGAUGGUUGGACAUGCAUGAUAGGGACUUCCUUAGGUGUUAUAUCUAAAGACGGGAAAUAGAUCGUCAAGAGUUGGGGUUAUUUAUUUUGGCUACCUUAGCAUGUGUAGGAAGAGAGGAAUUUACCUAGAAAAUGUGCACUCUCGAAGACACCGACAUCCUAGAUAAAGAUUUGUAAGACUAGUCAUAAAUAUCUAAAGGUAAACCAAUAAGGAUUUGUGGGACUUUGUAUUAUGUAUAAUUAUCUUAGGUAAACUAGUCAAGACUACAAAAAUUUCUUGCCUCGCUAAAAAGAAUUUUUGUUACUAAACCCGCGUUUGACAGGAAGCUUCUCUUUUUCUGUCAAAAAGUAAAAGGAAUUAAAGUUGGUAUCUCUAAUUCACUGUGAUACUACGUAUUCCGUAGGUCAUAACUGGGUAACUGUUGAAUUUUUGUGUACGUCUAUACUUUCAGAUUUUAAUAAUGCAUAUAGACUAUAGAGCUGAUUACCAACCGGCCAGCCGGCCAGGCCGUACCCAUGAAAAGCCAUCAGUCCGGUCACAUUUGUAGUGAAAAAAAUCUGCACAGCCCUGGUAAUCUACAAUUCCUAGGAGCCACCCUUAUUCAAAAAAAAAUAAGCUUACAAUUCUUUUUUUUUUUUUUUUUUUCCAAUUUUCUGACUUCAUUUGAGAGGAUGCUUUUGUUAACUUGACUUAUAUCAUUGAUUAUUCUUUAAGAGCCAUCUUUAAAAAUUGUAGUUCUCCUUGAAUAAGUUAUCAAAUAAGGCCAACAAAAUUAAAACUCUUCUCCUUUCUCCAUCAAACCUUC
Messenger RNA from Chenopodium quinoa (quinoa), 2977 nucleotides. Its product is annotated as LEAF RUST 10 DISEASE-RESISTANCE LOCUS RECEPTOR-LIKE PROTEIN KINASE-like 2.7. NCBI's taxonomy places the organism in Eukaryota, Viridiplantae, Streptophyta, Magnoliopsida, Caryophyllales, Amaranthaceae. The record is from RefSeq and is a predicted model, not a curated record. Gene Ontology annotation, molecular function: polysaccharide binding. The transcript has a single exon. The coding region runs from base 1183 to 2052 and encodes 289 amino acids.